Molecule: messenger RNA, 255 nt
Organism: Parathielavia appendiculata
Lineage: Eukaryota; Fungi; Ascomycota; Sordariomycetes; Sordariales; Chaetomiaceae
Exons: 1
Source: RefSeq, a predicted model, not a curated record
AAAACAUACAACACCGAGGAUUCCCCAGUCGUCACCGACCUGAGUACUAGUUCGGCGGUCGGUAGCUUGUCGUGGGGAGAGCAAACGGGAUCCCGAAUUCUCUACCGCCUAUGGUCGUAUGUACUUGACACGAGAGGAAGGACGCCUGAUAAACUUUGGGUUGUUAGGAAUAGUUUGGUUACUUCCUAUUUCGAAGAAGUGGGGCAAGCUGUGAUAAGCCCCUUAUUUAGCAGAGCCCAAUGCUGUCCGGUCUAA